Molecule: messenger RNA, 1042 nt
Organism: Hevea brasiliensis (rubber tree)
Lineage: Eukaryota; Viridiplantae; Streptophyta; Magnoliopsida; Malpighiales; Euphorbiaceae
Exons: 8
Coding region: 142-837 (231 amino acids)
Source: RefSeq, a predicted model, not a curated record
GCUGCGCCUCUUUUGGGUUUUGGGUUUUGGCCCAUCAAAAGCUUGGCGUUAUAAUACAAAACGACAAAGGAAAAGGUAUUGUUGCCCAAAACGACAUAGUAGCACUUGCGUGUAUUACUGUGUUAAGGAGUGCAAAAGAGCAUGGGAAGCAAAGAAGGGCUGUUUAAAGCUGAAUUAAAAGAGAAGAUUUUUCAGAUUUUCAAAGAUUUUUUGACGAGGGUCGCAAAUUUUGAGGAACUUGGGGCUGUUGGAAGUAGAUUACUUGGUGGGUUUCAGCAAGGGCUUGAAUUUCUUCGGCGGCCUCCAAUAAACAGGAAAUCUGAGUUAAUAGAGAAUAUCAUCCGAGCCAAUGAGACAGAGAGGUUUAAAUCAUAUAUGGCAGCUGGUUUUAUCACCAAUCAUGAUAGCAUACAAAACAUAAGCAAGUUGCAUACAUGCCUACUCGGACUUCAUGAUCAUUUAACUAAAGCAAAAACCAUACUAAAUGAACUUGAAAAUCUUCUGGAGGAUUUAACUACUGCAAUUAAAACUGCCAAUGGAAGUUUCUCACUUUUGAGGGAUGAAGAUCUAUGUGAAAAAUUUGAUCAACAAGCAACUGUUAACCAGGAAGAAACAUCUUCAGCAGAUCUUCAGGAACUUGGAAUGACAGAUUAUGCUGCCCUUAUGGGGAUCAUUUACGGAAUGGUAAAGCAAGACUACAUGAUGCAGGAAAGGAUUGUUACUUCACUAAAUCUCAAAUCUUUGUCUGGGGAGAUGGAGAGUUAUUGCCUUAUGUGGUCAUUGCAUCCUUACUUAAAUGAUGAAAUCCUGCAGCAGGCCUGGAGGCUUAUUCAUUAGUCAUUGCUGUUUUUUGUAGCAUAGAUCAUUUCGUGGUAGCCAAGUUUUGUUCCAGAUAUGAAAGAUUUCUGAACAUGCAUGACUACAGGCAAUUGUGGAUGUUUAAAUUUCACAUAUAGCAAAUUACAGAAACAUUGUAUUCCAUAGAUUAGCGUGUAAACUUUCCUAAAUUAACUUGGUUUUAAAACAUUCAUGUUGCCAAUGC